AUGCUUCAUAGAGUUGAGAUUUCUAUCUAUCUAUCUAUCUAUCUAUCUAUCUAUCUAUCUAUCUAUCUAUCUAUCUAUCGUCUGUUCAUAUCAAUAUCUACCUAUCUAUCUAUCCUAUUUAUUAAUUUGUUCAAGCCUAUGUAUGCAUCCUAUUUUAGUUUGUUCAAAUCUAUCUAUCUAUCUAUCUAUCUAUCUAUCUAUCUAUCUAUCUAUCUAUCUAUCUAUCUAUCUAUUUUUUUUCUUCCAAUAUUUUCUUUCUUUCUUUCUUUAAUCUUUUUUUCUUUUCUUUCUUUCUUUAAUCUCUUUCUUUCUUUCUUUCAUCUCUUUCUUUCUUUAAUCUCUUUCUUUCUUUCUUUCAUCUCUUUCUUUCUUUCAUCUCUUUCUUUCUUUCUUUCUUUAAUCUCUUUAAUCUUCUUUCUUUCUCUAAUCCUUCCCUCCUUCUCUCUUUUCUUCCUGAAUAUAAAGCUUCCUUCACCCCGAUGCUUAAAACCUUUUUAUCUCUUUUAUUCCUGCUCUCCUCUUUUUCCCAAACUCCGACUCACGAACAAAUUCCUUUUUCUUCCCGAACUUCUUUCAUAUCUCUUUCCUACUAAACGCGGUCCUAUUAUUCCGUUGAACACUUCUUUCUUUCUUUCUUUCUUUCGUUCUUUCUUUCUUUCUUUCUUUCGUUCUUUCUUUCUUUCUUUCGUUCUUUCUUUCUUUCUUUCUUUCUUUCUUUCUUUCUUUCUUUCUUUCUUUCUUUCUUGCCAAAUCCCCGUCUUACGAACAUUUUUCUUAAUAAUAAUUUUUAAAUAA
Molecule: messenger RNA, 795 nt
Organism: Acanthosepion pharaonis
Lineage: Eukaryota; Metazoa; Mollusca; Cephalopoda; Sepiida; Sepiidae
Source: the annotation of a GenBank genome assembly